Mercurialis annua (annual mercury) is the source of this 1702-nucleotide messenger RNA. RefSeq lists its product as uncharacterized. The record is from RefSeq and is a predicted model, not a curated record. The coding region runs from base 758 to 1399 and encodes 213 amino acids. Lineage: Eukaryota; Viridiplantae; Streptophyta; Magnoliopsida; Malpighiales; Euphorbiaceae. The transcript is spliced from 2 exons.
UUGUGUUAUGGUAUCAGAGCAAUCAGCUCAAUUUCUUUUUCUCUGAAAAGAAUUUUCUCGUCACUUUCUCAGCAGCCAAACACCUUUGUUCUCUCUGUUUUCUUUGAAUCUUUCAAUCUUUCUUAGCUCGUUGAGUAGCUAUUUCAAUGGCGAACACUGCAAGGUCAGAAGAUUUGCCUUCGAGUCCAUAUUACUUACAUCCUAAUGAGAAUCCAUCUCUGGUUCUCACUACUUCUCUUUUAACUGGUAACAACUUCCAUUCCUGGUCGCGAUCGAUGAGAAUGGCUCUUAUCUCCAAGAAUAAGAUCAAGUUUGUUGAUGGAUCUAUCCCUGUACCUGGAAGGGAAGAUCUUGCAUAUGAUGUUUGGGAACGUUGCAAUACAUUAGUGCUCUCAUGGCUUAUGAGAUCAUUAUCUCCAUCCAUAGCUCAAAGCGUGAUCUGGAUAGAUUAUGCUAAAGAUCUGUGGGAUGAUCUGCAUGACAGAUUUGCUCAAGGAGAUGCUGUGAGGAUCUCUGAUCUUCAGAAUGAGAUUUAUUCUUUGAAACAAGGUAAUUCUACUGUUGUUGAUUAUUUUACUCAUUUGAGGACUGUUUGGGAUGAAUUGAGCAACCUCAGGCCAGUACCUACUUGUCAUUGUAACUCUAAUUGCAGUUGUGGACUUGUUGAAACUGUGAAAAAAUAUCAUGAUCAAGAUUUUGUGAUACGAUUUCUAAAAGGUCUUAAUGACAAGUUUUAUGUGGUUCACAAAUAUUGUUAAUGGAACCCUUGCCUUCCAUAAAUCGUGCUUUUGCACUUGUGAUACAACAUGAACGAGAGAAUGGUGAGAGCACUUCUGCUCAACCACAGAUGAUUGAAUCGAAUAUUCUGUUUGCUGGAAGAGGAAAUUUUUCUGGCUACAAUCAGAAUCAGAAUGGUUAUAGACCUAACAUUGGAUUUCCUCAGUACAAUGCUUAUGGAUCUAAUGGUUCUGGACAGAAUUCCUAUGUGCCUAAUGGUUCUGGACAGAAUUCAUAUGGUUCUGGACCUAAGAAAUUUAACAACAACAACAAGAAACCUACAUGUACUUUCUGUGGAGGAUAUGGUCAUCCAGUUGAGAAAUGCUUUAAGAAGCAUGGAUACCCCCCUGGUUACAAACCACCAAACAGAUCAGUGAAUCAAGUGGAUGUGGAUUACUCUAGUCCCACCAGCAAUAGUGAAUCUUAUAUCAACAAUAGUGAUGAUGACAAUUCACCUAUGACUCUUACUAAAGAUCAGUACAAUCAGCUGAUUGGAUUGAUUCAGAAUCCUGCUGCUCAGAAUAAUAAUGCUGCUAUGCCUCAGAUAAACACAAUUGCUGCAAAUUUCAAUCAGAAGGAGGAGUCAGGACAUUAUCCAUUGGAGGACGAUUGGUUUAGCUGAACUUUGCAAUGGUUUAUAUCAGUUAGUGCAGCCUGUUGCACAAUUUUCACAUUCAAAAGAAGUCUUUGUUAAUUCUUGUAAAGUUUCUUCUGAAAACUUAUGGCACUGCAGAUUUGGCCAUCCUUCUUUUCCUAGAAUGAAAGCUUUGUCUAAACUAGAUAAUCAAAUAACUAUCAAUCAGAAUUUUGAUUGUGAUGUAUGCCAUUUGGCAAAACAAAGGAAACCUUCUUUUCCUGUAAGUGUUACUUCUGUUAACAAUUGUUUUGAUCUAAUACACAUGGACAUAUGGGGUCCUUUUUCUGU